CCUGCAAUGUCCCGGACACAUGGACUGUCUCAUCGUCGGAUCCGGGGGGGAAGGGGUGUUUGAGCGCGGAAUGUACCAGGCGACGGGGGAGGAGAGGAUGCUCAUCUUGCUCACUCGCUGAGGAGACUGAGGAGCAUCCGCGGGAACCUCCUCCAACACCGGGAAUACCGACCCCGGGAUCCCCGAGCGCCGGACACACGGACACAGAAACAUCCCCAGCACCGGGCACACGGACACCGGGAGCCCUCGGGCACCACUGGGCUCAGUGACUGACAUACCAGGCCCCGCUUUGACACUGGUCUCUCUCCCCGGUACCCGCCCCCUGGUCUCUCUCCCCGGUUCCCCCGGUCUUUCUCCCGAUCCCCAGCGCCGAGCACAUGAUGAAUUACCUGCGGCGCCGCCUGUCGGACAGUAACUUCAUGGCCAACCUACCCAACGGGUACAUGAGCGAUCUGCAGCGGCCCGAGCCCCCGGCGCCCCCCGCCCCAUCCCCGGGACCCCCUGCCGUGUCCCCGGAGCCCAGCGCUGGGGUUGGGGGAGGGGGAGGCUUCUUCUCCUCUCUGUCUAACGCUGUCAAGCAAACAACGGCCGCCCUCAGCGAGCAGGUCUCUACCGCCACGGGGGCCACACGGGGGGCCAAACUGCUGCUGGUCAUAGACGAGCCCCACACCGACUGGGUAAAACACUUUAAGGGGAAGAAGAUCAAUGGAGAAUAUGACAUUAAAGUGGAGCAGGCUGAGUUCUGUGACCUGAAUCUGGUGGCGCACAGCAAUGGCAGCUUCUCGGUGGAUAUGGAGGUUCUUAGAAAUGGAGUGAAGGUUGUGAGGUCACUGAAGCCGGACUUUGUGCUGAUUCGCCAGCAUGCUUUCAGCAUGGCGCGUAACGGCGACUUCCGCAGCUUGGUGAUCGGCCUGCAGUACGCCGGGGUUCCCAGCCUCAACUCCAUCCACUCCGUGUAUAACUUCUGCGACAAGCCCUGGGUGUUUUCGCAGUUGGUUCGUCUACAGAAGAAGUUGGGACCUGAGGAGUUCCCGCUCAUCGAGCAGACCUAUUACCCCAACCACAAGGAGAUGCUCACGGCAUCCAAGUUCCCCGUGGUGAUUAAGAUGGGGCACGCGCAUUCUGGAAUGGGCAAGGUGAAGGUGGACAAUCAGUACGAUUUCCAGGACAUCGCCAGCGUGGUCGCCCUGACUAAGACCUACGCCACGUCGGAGCCUUUCAUCGACGCCAAGUAUGACGUCCGCAUACAAAAGAUCGGGAACAACUACAAGGCCUACAUGAGAACUUCGAUAUCCGGCAAUUGGAAGACAAACACCGGAUCGGCCAUGCUAGAGCAGAUCGCCGUGUCUGACCGGUACAAGUUGUGGGUCGAUGUCUGCUCUGAAGUGUUUGGAGGUCUGGACAUUUGUGCUGUGGAGGCACUUCAUGGCAAAGAUGGCAAGGACCACAUCAUUGAGGUGGUGGGAUCCUCGAUGCCCCUGAUCGGAGAUCAGCAGGAGGAAGACAGACAGUUAAUCGCCGAUCUGGUUGUGGCAAAGAUGUCUCAGCAGUGCAGCUCCUCACCGAGCCGUUCCGUUCAUGGGCCGCAAGCUCAGGCUCAAGCCGCACAUGCACGGCCUGCGGGCCCGGUACAGCAGCAGAGACCACCUCCUCAAGGUGGGCCACCGACAGCUCAAGGUCCUCAGCGCCAAGGCCCUCCUCCCCAGCAAAGACCUCCGCCACAAGGACAGCAGCUCCAGGGCCUGGGCCCUCAGCCAUCCCCACACCCAGCGAACCUCCCCAGUCCAGGGGCCCAGCAGCGGCAAAUGAUCCCUCAGCAGCAGCAGCAGCAGCAGCAGCAAGUGCGUCCCCAGCAGGCCAUUCCUCGCCAGUCGCAGUCACCCCAACGGCAGCCAAGUCCUCAGGGCACUCAGUCACCCCAACGCCAACAGCAGGGUCCUCCUGUGCCAUCAGGCCCAAAGCCAAUGGGCGUCCAGCCUCCUCAACCCCGGCAGCCAGGGCCACCACGGCAGCCAGUCCCAGCUGGGCCGCAGCAAAAGCCCCCACCUCCGGCUCAGCAGCAGCAGCAGCCCCCACCUCAGCAACGCCAGACAGCUCCUGGGCCUGCUCAGCAACCACAGCAACAGCGACCCAUGACCCAGCAGCCCCGGCCCAAUCCCCAAGGACCUGGACAAGUGUCUUCCCGUGCCGGUGGAGGACCUCAAAAGCCUCAGGUGGCUCAGAAGCCGGGCCCCGAGCUGCCCCCACCCCAGCCGCAGCUGAAUAAGUCCCAGUCCCUCACCAACUCCUUCACCCUUGCAGACUCGCCAGCUCCGCGUUCCAGUCUUAGCCACGACGAGGUGAAAGCCGAAACCAUCCGCAAUCUGAGGAAGUCCUUUGCAAGUCUCUUCUCAGACUGAAUCGCGUCCCCCUUUUACCGCAUCGUACCCGUCCGGCACUGCGGCUCUGUGUACCACCCGUUCCCCGCUCCCCAACUCGUGUGCACGGCUUACCCUACUCCUCAAAGUGCUAAUGAAGAGGUGGCUAUGGAGAGAGCAAACCACCAACAAUGGGAGGAAGAGAGGCGAUACACCAUACCUGAUACCAUAUAUCAUAUCUCACAUCCGAGGGGCGUAGGGGUAGUUGCAUGGUUUGUUACAGCCGCUGGUAGGAAGACUGGCACUCACGGCGCUCGGGGAAACUCAACGGGCCGGGAUGUUUCUGGUAAACUCCAUUGCCUGUGGCUUCAAAUAUUAACCUUUUAACACACGCUGCACCCCAGGGGGGCAACGCAAAGUGCCCCCAGCUGCCACAGAGAGCCUGUGUGUGCCAGCCCUCCGUCUCUAUAUAAAUAUAUCUAUUCAUAUCAAUGUUUGGAAUACGCGGUGCUCGUCGUAGUGAAAUGGUGUACGUUGGCGCACGCUCGACCGCACGCAGUCACCUUGUUACGCUCUUCCUCCUGGGCGCUCUCGGUAUCGAUCCCUCCUGGUUCUGUCUGUUUCCAGUCCAGUGUAGUGAGGUGCUGUGAACCUUUUUGUUCUGUUUGCCGGCCCGGCUUCCUCUUGCCCCGCGGUGCUUUGAGUUCCGGGGGGCUCACUUGAUUUUCUUCACCAUGACCCGGCUUUGGUUGUCUGCCGUAUCAUUUCUCCCGUAGGAGCCUGACCCGUAUGCCCGGAUUAUUGCCCAAAUUGUGUUCCCAUUCCUCCAUGUCUAAUUUUGUGUGGCGGUAACACUGUUGUACUGUGUGUAAAUUUGCUUGCUGUGCGGUAAAUAUUGUGACGGGAUUGUUAGUGAGCGCUGUGUUCUUUCAAAGUAGUGAAAUAAUGUUGUAAGUAUUAAGAGUAAUAUAUUAUAUAUGAUCUAUAUUAAAGAAUUUAACUCCAUCGCCGCUACAAUAAGGUGGAGGAAGGAGCGUGUGUGCUGUUUGUUGAUGCGUCUGUGUGGAAAUGUAAAUCUGCAAAGGCAUGAAAAUGCCCCAAAAAUAAAGAUUCAUAAAACAUGGAAA
Messenger RNA from Spea bombifrons (plains spadefoot toad), 3484 nucleotides. RefSeq names its product synapsin I (gene SYN1). Lineage: Eukaryota; Metazoa; Chordata; Amphibia; Anura; Pelobatidae. Gene Ontology annotation, biological process: neurotransmitter secretion. Gene Ontology annotation, cellular component: synaptic vesicle membrane; synaptic vesicle. The record is from RefSeq and is a predicted model, not a curated record. Gene Ontology annotation, molecular function: ATP binding. The coding region runs from base 378 to 2399 and encodes 673 amino acids. The transcript is spliced from 13 exons.